This is a messenger RNA of Symbiodinium natans, 609 nucleotides long. The record is from the annotation of a GenBank genome assembly. NCBI's taxonomy places the organism in Eukaryota, Dinophyceae, Suessiales, Symbiodiniaceae.
AUGGGCCAGCACUGCUGCGGCAGCAGGCCCAAACAGGACUGGCCAGUCUGCGAGAGCAGGUCACCACCACCUCAGGCAUACCGCAAGAGCCGCGCCGAGCUUGAAGACGAUAUCGACUCUACCGUCUCAUCGCCGGUCGCAGCAGCCAAGGGCAUUACAAGGUUCGGCUCAGAGGUUUCAGCAGAUGGUUCAGCUUGUACUGCGGCCUGUUCUUCCUUGAGCGGCUCCGCCGUUGGCUUCGGUAUUGCUGGGCAGCUGCUGGCUGAGUCAAGGCUUCGUCGUGCGGAGGAGUGCACCUCACCUACCAAAGAUGUGCCGCUCACGGAAGAAGGCUACAGACACCUUGCGAAUAUUCGGGACAAGGAGGCCAUGACGAGCUUCGCCCAGCGCCUCGUCGAAGCCAAAGGUGGGCGUGUGGAUGGCCACGGCGCUCAGGAGGAGCUGGAAGGCAUAGCAGCCUGGCACAGCAGCGGACGCCCCCUUGCCAGCUUCGACCUCCUGGAAGACGAGUUGGAGAGGGCAGCUUGGGCUGGAAUUCCCCCGAAGCCGGUGCAGUCCCAGGACAUCGAUGCCAUGUGCAGUUCACAGCAUGCGGGUCAAUUGCUGUAA